Molecule: messenger RNA, 2389 nt
Organism: Xyrauchen texanus (razorback sucker)
Lineage: Eukaryota; Metazoa; Chordata; Actinopteri; Cypriniformes; Catostomidae
Product: tRNA selenocysteine 1-associated protein 1-like
Exons: 9
Coding region: 108-1082 (324 amino acids)
Molecular function (GO): RNA binding
Source: RefSeq, a predicted model, not a curated record
GACUUUCAAUUAUCGUUGGAGUUCCAGUGUCACCACGCAGAUCCAGAAGCAAACAGUGUCGCUUAUAUUCCACAAACCUCUGAGGUGCACUACUUUCAGCAGCCAAGAUGUUUAACAGAAUGACAAGCUUGUGGAUGGGUGAUUUAGACCCAUACAUGGACGAGAGUUUCAUCAAGCAAGCUUUCAGCACGAUGGGGGAGACGGCCUACAAUGUCAAAAUUAUUACACAUCGAGUUACCGGAGGUUCUGCUGGAUACUGUUUUGUGGAGCUGGCAGAUGAAGCCAGUGUUGACCGUUGUGUCCAGAAACUCAAUGGGAAGCUGGUUCCAGGAUCAAAUCCGCCCAGGAAGUUCAAGCUAAAUUAUGCAACAUAUGGGAAAAGACCAGAGCCUGGUCCAGAAUUUUCUGUCUUUGUUGGAGACCUUACUUCAGAAGUGGAUGACUACCAGCUUCAUCAGUUCUUUUUGAAAAAGUUUCCCUCAUGCAAAGGAGCCAAAGUUGUGACUGAUCCCUAUGGCAACUCCAGGGGUUAUGGCUUCGUGAAGUUUAGUGAUGAGAACGAACAGAAGAAAGCCCUUGAGGAGUUUCAGAAUGCAUCAGGCCUUGGAGGAAAACCCAUCAGGAUCAGCAUCGCUGUCAACAAAGGCAACAAAUCAAACAAUUACCACAACCAGAAUCAAAAUUACAACAGCAAUUACCAACAGCAGUACUAUCAACAGCCCUACAACAGUUACUAUCCGCAGUGGGGCUACGAUCAGUACAACAGUUACAACUACGGAUAUAACCCAUAUGCUACCCCCCCUCCAGUUCCACAUGGGAUGAUGGGACCGCCCCCGCCCAUGGGGAUUCCCCCCAUACCCCCUGACAUGCAUGCAUCCACAGAGCAGUCACAUGACACCACUGAGGAUGCUGAUGAGGACACUACAGAAGACCCAAACCCACAGGUGGAUGUGGAUGCACUAAACAGGCAGUACAUGGAGCGCAGUGAGGAGCUCUACGAUUCGCUAAUGGAUUGCCAUUGGCAGCCACUGGACAGCGUCACAUCUGAAAUUUCUGUGGUAAAUGGCUCAUUGACUAUCUAAACCAAAUGGAGUCUAGGAUUUGAAUGCCUUCUGAAGGAACAUGCUUUUUUUUAUUAUGCUCGGAGAGAUUUUUCAGAGAAUGUUCUUUCUUCUUUUCCACCUUUUUAUUCUGAGCUUUAUCCUAGCAGGCAAUUUUUUUUCUUUGUGUGUCCAUGACCUUUUGUUUAAAAGUGAUGUUGUCUAGGUUUUGAUGUAUAGAUUACAUUUUUAAAAGGGAUGGAAAGCAACUGCUUCAGUACUGUCAUUUUUAACCAGGUGCAAUUCUUGCUAUUGCCUUAUUAAACUUUUCCAUAAGAAAUUUGCAGUUAAUACUCAUGAAUUAAGCAUGCUUUGUGGGUUUAAAACUCGUGUGAUUCUGAUAAGAAUUUUGUAUCCCUUUAAAAUAAUACCCUGUUUGACACGACAUAACUGGUGGAUUUGCAUUUAGAACUGUUUUUCAAUUGAUUUUGUUUUUUUUUUUUUUUAGAGAUGUUUGCUAAACGAAACACCUGGGUAAAAUUGAAUAACCCACUGACUCUAGAGUUAAUGCCUGUUCAGAAAUAUUACAUACUGAAGCCCUCAAAAUGAAUCUUUCCUUGAAUUACAUGCAUCUGGGUAUGUCAAUUACAAGAUUCUUAUUUAAUGCUGAGCUCAUCAGAAAUCCUCUGGGUAUUUUUGUAAUAAAACCAAUUGAGAUAGUCAAGUAUGAACCUAAUAAAACAAAGUGAUAUCUCAUGUGUUUGCAUCUAUAAUUUUGUCUGAGAAGUCCGUUUUAUAGGAUUAAAACGGUUUCUAAUGAAUUGAGAAAUUGUAGCAUCUGUUCUGCCACUCCAGUUAAAAUUUGUAUUAUGUGCAUUUUGUUUACAUACACCCCAAUAUGCCGAUGGCUUCAAAAAAUAAGCUUAUUUAUUAAAAAAAUAAAAAAACUCAAUGCAAAUAUUCAAGGGUUGAACACUUGCACACUUUGGAUAAGCCAGUAAAAAGUACCUAUUGGAUAAGUCUGUAAAACCUCAAAUAUGACCGUACCAAUAUAAACAAACAGUUUAAAGUGUUUACGUGAUGUUACACUUAUUCAGCACAACUGGUGUAAGAUUGUGCAUGUAAACAUGCUCAGUGUAAAUUUGCAUUCACUUUAGGGAGCAUUGCUGUGUCCGACUAUGCAUACCUCUCUAUUAUAUAUUUAUGCCAAUGGAUUAGGGUGUUUUAAUGGUCAUUAAAGAGAAGGGAAGGAGUACCCGAAUGACCUACUAUUUCUGGCUAGUGUCAUCAACUAUGGUGUGUGUGUGUGUGUGUGUGUACUGCGUGUACUGUGUGUACUGCAGCACAGC